Hydra vulgaris (swiftwater hydra) is the source of this 813-nucleotide messenger RNA. RefSeq names its product synaptojanin-2-binding protein. Gene Ontology annotation, cellular component: cell junction; basolateral plasma membrane. The record is from RefSeq and is a predicted model, not a curated record. Lineage: Eukaryota; Metazoa; Cnidaria; Hydrozoa; Anthoathecata; Hydridae. Gene Ontology annotation, biological process: cell-cell adhesion; receptor localization to synapse; receptor clustering. Gene Ontology annotation, molecular function: protein binding.
UACCUGUUAAUAAGUAAUCAUUACUUUGCUUUGCGUCACAGAAAAAUAAUUUUCAGUAAUAGAAGUCUGUUACAAUGAUAAUUAAUUGAAGCUCUGACGAAUUUCAGAAAUUUAUGAGACAAGAGAUAUGAGUGACAGAGUUCAUUUUACAAUUGAAAGUGACGACGAAGAUGAAAUCGUUGAAGUGACUCUUUUAAACAAAUAUCCAGAGCUUCAAGGAUUUGGCUUAGAUAUCUCAGGCGGAACAAAUAGACCUUACAGGGGAAGCACAGGAAUAUUUGUUAGUAAUUUAAAAACUCAAGGUCUUGCUGAAAAGUCUGGCAAAAUAGAAGUUGGUGAUCAAAUACUUAAAGUCAAUGGUUAUUGUGUCGCCAAUGUUACCCAUGAUGAAGCUGUUAAAUAUUUCAUUUCAAAUCGAAAUCAAGUUACCCUUCAGUUAAAAAAGAAAGCUGGUCAGAUGUUAAAUGCUGAUAUUCAUACACUCUCCUCAAGCGUUGAAUCUUUAACGUUUAGUGAAAAAAGUUCUAACCAAGAAAAUGAUCAAGCAGGAUCUUCACUGUCAUUAUCUGGUUUUUUAAUUGGCUUAACGUUAGGUGUUUUGUGUGUUAUGUUAAUUAAAAAAUAUUCAAAAUGAUGUCUUCAACAAGUAUUCAUACACAUUCACUUUCAUGAAGUUUUUUUGUAUGCCUUUAGAUAUUGUAAAAUGUGUUGAUAGUUUUUUAUUUUCUACAAAUUUAUAGUUAUGUGGACUUUUUAUCUACCACUAGAAAUAUUUAUAAAAACUUAUAUGAAUAAAUUAAAUAUAAAAAUUGA